Glycine soja is the source of this 2469-nucleotide messenger RNA. Its product is annotated as transcription factor bHLH87-like. The record is from RefSeq and is a predicted model, not a curated record. NCBI's taxonomy places the organism in Eukaryota, Viridiplantae, Streptophyta, Magnoliopsida, Fabales, Fabaceae. The transcript is spliced from 2 exons. Gene Ontology annotation, molecular function: DNA-binding transcription factor activity; protein dimerization activity. Gene Ontology annotation, biological process: regulation of DNA-templated transcription. The coding region runs from base 924 to 2243 and encodes 439 amino acids.
AACUAUGAUUAACAAAAAUCUUUGAAAAGAGAGUGAUGCUGUAACAGAUGCUCUCUCUUUCACUGUAACUUUACAGUGCGCAUGGAAUAUCCAUAAGCAACCAAAAAGAGGUCAGAGCUUUCCCCACUUAAAAAGAAUACAAAAAGAUAAAAAAAAUAUUCAAUCAGCUGAGAUUCAAAAUUUUCAUGCUCCCUGUCUGCAAAAAUAUAGUCUUACACACCCAUUAGCCUUAUCUUUUCCAAAAACCAUUGUACUGCUCAAAAACUGUUAAAGCAUAUUAAAUACCCUCUCCUUUUUCUUUCCUCACAUAAUACAUGAUCAAUGUCUAUUUAUUGCACAAUUUCCUGACAUAAUUGUUCAAGUUCCAAUAUUUUUUUUUAUUGUAAAAGCUUAUACCUUUUGUUCUUCCAAUCUAUAUAAGCUUCCAUUCAACAAACAAACACACACUGCAUCAUCAGUACUGGUAUUCCAUGGCAUCUGAAGGUACAACCUUUAUUCUCUCACUUUUUAUUCUCUCAUCUGUUUGUUAAACGUAUUUGGUCAAUGUUUUCAAGCACAGAACUAAACUUAAAGUCAUUGUGUUACUGUUCAUAACGAAACAGUACAUAAAAUUCAGUUGCCCCAUCUGACAUAAGCUUCGGUUGUUUUCUUUCUCUCUAUCUCAAUCUCCAUCCUACUCAAUUGAACAAGGCAGUUAAUGCAACUACCAGAUUGUACGAAACUGCAGAUGCAUCUUCUUCUGUUCAGUUACUGACUCAAGCAAGGAUUCUUCUCAUCCUGUUGGCUCUUGGGUUAGUGUUCUAGUUUUGGAAGCACCUGGAUCUAGCGUUGGUAAUUAAGAAGGAUCAGUUUGUCAUUCAGCUUUCAAUUGGAUCUCUUUUAGUUUCACUUCAUCAGUGAUAGUUGUCAAAGUAGUAUCAUCAAUGGAUGGUCUAAGUUGGGAUGCCUCAUCACAACUUGUUGCUAACACACCGGUCUUGUGGAGCACUCAGUCUCAAGACCUUGAAGGAGACUAUCAUCAUUCCAUGCCCCACCUAAGUUCAAGUGUUCUGAAUAAUCAAACAGGCUAUGCAUAUCCCAGUUCUGAAAAGGCGAGGGGCAUGGUUCAGUUAUCCACUAUGUCUGAGAUAAUGAGUAUGAUGCCAAACACAAAUCUGCCACAAAGAAUUACAGCAACCAUGCCUGUGAAAUCAGGAGCAGCUGGAGCCAGUUGGGAAGAGGCUUUAAUAUCCCAAUCAUGCCCAUCCCUUUCGGUGAAUUAUGUAGCAGAUCUCAACAAGGCCCACCAACAACAACAACAGCUUAUCAAUGGCACACAAAACGGCAAGGCUACUACCUGCUCUCUUGAUCAGUCAAUUGAUUGCUUGCUUUCAGCUACUAAUAAUAGUAACACAGACGCGUCUGUCGAAGAUGAUGGGAUUUCGAUGAUUCUCUCUGACUGCAGAAACCUAUGGAGUAACUUCAGUUAUGGCAGUGCAGCUUCCUCUGGUGAAUCUGAUAGCAAUGCUUCCAUUAAUGCUAGAAACAGUGACAUGCGGUAUCCAUCAGUCAGUGAGCUGGAUGAAUCAGUGUCUCAAAGUUUCUCUGAUCAAUAUCUCAGUCAAGUAAGAGUCAUAGAUUCUGAAGUUAUUUGCACAAAAAGGAGCAGUAGUUCAUGCUUCAGCAUUGCUCAGAAUUCUUCUGCCACUGAAGGUGGUUUCAGGCUUAUCUCAGAGACUUCACCAAAGUCCAAGAGACCCAGAUGGAUUCAUAAGCAUCCUGGUUCAUCAAAUAUCAACUUCCAGCAGCCAAAUUCAUCUGUGACACCUUCCUUUGAAGAACCUGAUCCUGAGGUCAUAGCACAAAUGAAGGAAAUGAUAUAUAGGGCUGCAGCUUUUAGGCCAGUGAACUUGGGCCUUGAAGCGGUGGAAAAGCCAAAAAGGAAGAAUGUUAGGAUAUCAACUGAUCCACAGACAGUGGCUGCCAGGCAAAGAAGGGAGAGAAUAAGUGAGAGGAUUAGGGUUUUGCAGAAGAUUGUGCCUGGUGGAAGCAAGAUGGACACUGCAUCAAUGCUUGAUGAAGCAGCAAACUACCUCAAGUUUCUCAGAUCACAAGUCAAAGCACUGGAAAAUCUAGGCAAUAAGCUUGACACAAUGAAUUGUCCUCCCACUAACAUAGACUUCUCUUUCAACCCUUCUUUUCCCAUACAAACACAUUUCCCCAUCCAAAACCCUAGCAGCCACAUCCAAUAUUCCAAGGGUUGAAAACUUGACAUGAUUAUUAUCAUGAAAGAAAAGAUGUAAAAAGGGAUCUGAGAACCUAUAACUUCUAAUUUUAUUCCAUCCAAUGACUAUGAUUAACAUAUGCUCAUGUCCUAGCCAAAACUGCAAUUUUGUUCAUUAGUAGUCGUUCAUGUAAUUUUCUUCUCAGAAUAUCUACAGUGAGACUUGUUUAAAAUUCUCAUUAAUGAUCUAGUUGCUAUUUUUAUUA